Molecule: messenger RNA, 394 nt
Organism: Didymodactylos carnosus
Lineage: Eukaryota; Metazoa; Rotifera; Eurotatoria; Philodinida; Philodinidae
Source: the annotation of a GenBank genome assembly
UACAGAAAAGAAUAUAUACAUACAUCGUCAUUCUGUUAUACCAUAUUCUUUUUCUCAGGCAUAUUGAAUAAUACUGUUCUCAAUUUUGUUUCCAAUCAAAUUACCGGUGAAUUUUGACGGCUUCCCUUACUGCUUUAGUUGACAUCGUUUUUCCAGAUCCAAAAGAAUUCGUUGCACUUACAGUUACAGAAGUAAAAGAAGAUUAUCGUUAUCAAUUAAUCACAGAAUGUGUUCGAUCGAAAUUUAGAUUAGAUAAAACAACAACUGAUCUUUUAUGGUGUGAUUUACAUGAGGUGGUUUUAGGUAAACGUCGCAGUGCAAGAAAAAAUUUAGCACCGAAAACAGCAGCAGCAGCAGUCUACGCACAGUGGGCAUUUUUAGCUAGAGCAAGCGG